Messenger RNA from Galdieria sulphuraria, 1836 nucleotides. Its product is annotated as ATP-dependent DNA helicase 2 subunit 1 isoform 1. Gene Ontology annotation, cellular component: Ku70:Ku80 complex; nucleus. NCBI's taxonomy places the organism in Eukaryota, Rhodophyta, Bangiophyceae, Galdieriales, Galdieriaceae. Gene Ontology annotation, molecular function: double-stranded DNA binding; telomeric repeat DNA binding; DNA helicase activity. The record is from RefSeq and is a predicted model, not a curated record. Bases 17 to 1798 code for a protein of 593 amino acids. Gene Ontology annotation, biological process: cellular response to X-ray; cellular response to gamma radiation; double-strand break repair via nonhomologous end joining. The transcript has 3 exons.
CGACGCUAGAAAAAAUAUGUACGACGAGAACGAAGAUAAAGUGCCUCUGAUAACCUUAGCACUCAACUGUAUCAAAGAAAUUUUCAAGUCCAGAAUCAUCUCCGACACCGGUGACUUGUUAGGUGUGGUCCUAUUCGGUACCAGCAAAGUAAAUAAUCCCAACGACUUGGCUAGUAUUUAUGUUCUAUUAGAGCUCGAUGUUCCAGACCCUGAAAGCAUACUCUACUUGGAGACACUUGAGAAAACUCCACAGUGGAUGAUGUCGCAAUUGGGUAGUUUGGAAAGAUAUGCAAAAGUGAAAUUCCAGGAGUUGCUGUUUACUUGUCGGAGUUUGUUAAAUCAUGCGGUUCGGUCGAAAACCCUAAACGUUCGGAAGCGCUUGUUGUUGUUCACCGAUGACGACGACCCCAUUGAAAACGACGAAAACGUAAAAAACUUGAAUAUUCGUCAAGCAAGAGACUUGUCUGAAAGUGGAAUGAAUAUCGAACUGUUGCCUUUGAAAAGUUCUAGGUCGAAACCUUUCGAUUACCACUUAUUUUAUGAAGAUGUCAUCGGAAGCAGUAGGCAAGAAUUGGAGCCUGUGAGUGAUCCCAUUUCCCGAUUCGAGGAACUGCAACUACAUAUUCUAAAGAAGAAGUACAAAAAGAGAGUUUUGAAUAAUACCUUUUUAUAUUUGAAUGGUUUGCAAAACGAAGGUGCCCAUGCAGAACUUGAGACUGUUGGAUUGGAAGUUUAUGCCUUGUUUCAUCGACCAAGCCGAUCGAAAAAGGUAUUCUUAGAAGCUCGCAAUAAUGAACCUGUACGGCGUGUUACCAUUGCAUAUUCUGAAGAAAGCGGUGCACUUUUAGCCAAUGCCAACGAUAUCCGUUACAGUUUCCCUUUUGCUGGAGUCGCUUGUGUUUUUACACACUCAGAAAUGGAGGAACUUGGUCAUCUUUGUAGAUAUGGAAUGGAACUCAUAGGAUUUGAAAACAAGAACAAAUUAAAAUGGCAAUACAACAUGAGGCCAUCUUAUUUUCUUUAUCCAAGCGAUCACACAAUCAAAGGCAGUCAGUUAUUGAUGGCCGUUUUAUGGAAGCAAAUGUUGCAAGAAAACCAAAUAGCAAUAGUCCGAGUGUGCUUUCGGAGAACUUCACAUCCGAGACUAGCAGCAUUAGUGCCUCAAGACGAGAAAAAGACCGAGUCACACCUUCAAACAGAACCUUGCGGAUUCCAUUUGAUAUGGUUACCAUUUGCGGAGGAAAUUCGCAAAGAAUGGAAAAAACAAUACCCAAAGUGGAACAAUCUACCUUCUCAACAAUGCGUCGAGGCCGCAAUGAAUGUUAUCUCCAAACUUUCUAUGCCAUCCUAUGAUCCGUCAAAAUAUUCGGAUCCUGAUAUUCAACGAUAUUAUAACGGAUUACAAGCUCUGGCUCUGAAUCAAACCAACUUUCCACAAGUCGAGGAUACACUGGACACGGAUGAUGCCCAAAUGGCUCAAGUAGCUAAGGAGGAGUUGGAAGAAUGGACCAAAAUUGUUGCCUCGGAACCAGUUGGCAUUAUAAAGCAAGAGAAGUCAUUGAGAAGUCCAAAAAGGUUUCAUAUCAAACGUGCAGUAGAAAAGCUGCGUUCAAAGCAAUUUUUAGAGCAACAGUUGGAUUGGAAACAGCUUGCAUUUGACAAAGGAAACGAUGGACUUGAGAAACAAAACGUAACCACGCUUAAAAUGUUUUGUGCCGCACAUGACUUGAAAAAGUCCGGAAGAAAAGCGGAACUUAUUGAACGGAUACGUACUUAUCUGGAGACAGAAAAAGCAUAAGAACGGCCAGUAUACAACACCCAGAUCAGCCAAAUCAA